Messenger RNA from Laetiporus sulphureus 93-53, 992 nucleotides. RefSeq lists its product as uncharacterized. NCBI's taxonomy places the organism in Eukaryota, Fungi, Basidiomycota, Agaricomycetes, Polyporales, Laetiporaceae. The coding region runs from base 139 to 639 and encodes 166 amino acids. The transcript is spliced from 2 exons. The record is from RefSeq and is a predicted model, not a curated record.
CUACGGCACGGAUACGCGCUCAAUCACAGACUAGCAUUUUGCGGUCUGCGGCGUUGAGCAAGCAGGUAGAUCCUGGAGGCCGUUGAUUGACAUCCGAAUGUCGUCAAAUGAGAUUUAAGUUUGAGCAACGGCUGGCCUAUGCAACCGAGGCCAAUACAAUUGGUCGGCCUAGCUAGCCGUGCAAGCCACGUCUUCAUUGAUCUAGACAACGAGGAGCUACAGCAGGGUAUCAGAGCGCAAGUUCUGCCGUCGUCCGAGCAAAAGAGCCGAGUCCGCCACCGUCGAGGUCCGCGUCGCGUGCGGCAGCGCUCGCACUGUCGCAAGCUAUCGCUCCUUGUCGCUCGGUGUCGGACAGUGUCGCAAGCUGUCGGUAAUUCGUCGUACGCUGGAAUGGGUAUAUUUUUGAAGCCCAACGGUCUAGGAGCCUGUGCAGCACGAGAGAUCGGCCGCCAUGAGUACGUGGCUGCGUGUCAGCCACCAAUUAAAGGUCCGCGUCGCACUGCAGCGCUCGCACUGUCGCAAGCUAUCGCUCCUUGUCGCAAGCUGUCGCUCGGCGUCGCAAGCUGUCGGUCAGUGUCGCAAGCCGUCGGUAUUUCGUCGUAUGCUGGGACGGAAGCAGUCCGCAUCUUUAAUCGUUAAAAAUGCAUUCUUGGUGUGCGCACGUGGCAGUACGUCGGCCAAGCUCUGCCAAGCUGCAGCCCAAAACGGCGCGCAGGCCAUCAUCAAUGAAUUCCUCCAUGCUACCUGCGUUCAUCGAUUGCAUCCACAAGUCGCGCGCCUUUCCAUUGUCCAUAACCUCGACAGCGACAAUAACAUCGUUGUCGCCCGUCGCAAGACAGAACGAUCUCGGGAGCGCCCUUGGAGUCGAGGAAGUGCAGCCCGAACGUCAUCAUGCCCGCUGUCUCCAUAGUCGUCGACGCAGAGACACCUAAGCAGUCAGAGCAAGCAGAGCUUCAUGGGUGAGCAUCCUACUAGCAUAUUACCACCGGCCG